AUGGACACUGUCAUCACCCAAGCGCUUUCUGCACUCUCUGCUGCUCUCUUCGCCCUCUAUGUCGGCAGACACAUCAUCAAGGCUCAGUUACCUCUAUGGCUGAGACCAUUUGCCCAAGAAACUGAGCCGGAUGGGCUCAAACGGCGCUUUUGGUCCCUCUGGACCUUGCCCUUGCUUCUCAUCAGCGUGGCAGGGCUUGUUCUCUCCUUUGUCCCCGUCAUCAUCAACCCUACUCGCUACUUGUAUCUCUGGGAAAUGGUUCCCUGGGCUUCGGCUCUCUUCAUCACCAUGAUUGAUCGACCAACCAAGACUCCUCGACUCUUGUUGAUCCAAUAUGUGGCCAUUCUGGCUGCCAGCACCGCCAUGUAUGCCAUCCGGUUCCUGGAACGCACCUUGCACAGCAUCGAUCACUUUCGAAUUGCCAGGAUGGUUCUCUGCCUCUUGUCCAUUAUCCUCAUCGGCAUGAUGCCUCUUCGCGAGCCUUCAUGGGGCAACAAGGAUAUUGGCCAAGCAGGCGGCCAGCCGUCGCGCAAUCUUCGCAGCCCAGAGGACGAUCUGAGUCUCUUUCGCUUCUGGUCCAUGAGCUGGGUCAACCCCCUAGCCCUCCUCUGCCGCAAGAGGGAAAUCACAGAGGAAGACGUCUGGCAGCUCCCUUACGAAUUCCAGCAUUCGCGCCUGUACAUGGCCUUUCGCGACCUUCAGGGCAAGCUUCUCUUGUGCCUCAUCGAGGCCAAUGGCCUUGACUUGUCGAUUGCCACGUUGCUCGCCGUGUCUGAGAGAGUUGCCGAGGUAUCCAACAUUCGACUGACGAGUAAGCUGUACAACGCUCUGGAUUCUGGCAAUCCCGCCGAUGCUACUUUUUGGUGUCUGGUAAUGCUAGUCCUCGACGUCUUUCGCCAGCUGUGCAAGACGACAUCCUCUUGGUACUCUCGCAAGGCUUACGAGCGGUCUCGUGGAGAGGCUUUCAUCGCUCUCUUCGGCAAGCUCUUGACUCGUGCAGUUCCAGGCUCCGAUGUGACAGAGAAAGGCGCCGAUGAAGAAGCAGAAAGUGCUCAGGCAGCUAAUGGAAAAUCCAAAACCUUCUUUGGCAGAAUGCUUUGGAAGAUGUCUGGUCCUCCCAAGCAGAGCUCCAAGGCAGUCGCCGGUCCAGCCUCCAACGCCAAAGUCGUUAAUCUGGUCCGAGGAGAUACGUAUGAAAUCUCGCAGCGGUUUUGGGACUUUUCAAAGCUCGUCGCCCAGCCCAUCAAGGUCAUUGUUACCAUGUACUAUCUCAUUGACAUCAUGGGCUGGCCUUCAGCCAUUGGUUUCGUGCUCAUGAUUGUGUUCCUGACUAUUAAUUCGAUACUGGUUCGUAAGUUAAUCAAGCUUGAACGGCUGCGGACAACCAUUUCAGAUAAACGCGCACAGGCUGUCUCUCACUUCGUCGAGGCCAGUCGUCCGCUCAAGCUCAACGGCUGGACAGCCACCUGGAGUGCUAGAAUCAUGAAAUUCCGAGACAUGGAAAUGGCCAAGCGACUGAGUCUCGCCCACGUCUCUGCUGCCAUCUCUACUGUAAGCGUCACCGGUGGAACGUCCUACCCCCUGGCCAGCAUCGCCUUGUAUACCCUCAUCCUGCGGCAGGGUCUGCCCAACGAUGUCAUUUGGCCGUCGCUGCAGCUGUUUUCCCAGUUGGAAAUGAGCGUCAAGGAAGCUUUUGAUCUCAUCUCUGCCUACUGGAAAGCCACCAUCCCCAUUGAGCGAGUCAACAAGUACAUGAGCGAGCCGGACAGAGACGACAUCUCCAACAACGCCAGCAGCGUCACAGACAUCGAGUUCCGUAACGCAUCCUUCUCGUGGCCUUCGACUGACAAGCUUAUCCUCCGAGGCCUCAGCUUCAAGUUCACCAAGGGCCUUACCGUCAUUCGAGGCAAGGUCGGCUCCGGCAAAUCCAGUCUUCUCCUCGCUGCCCUCAAUGAGAUGGAGCUUCAUGAAGGCGACCUCAUUCGACCCGAUGUCCCCGUGGCCUAUGCCCAACAGCUUCCGUGGCUACAGAACAAGACGAUAAGGGAAAAUAUUGUCUUCCACCAGCCGUUUGACUCAUCGAGAUACCGCCAGGUUCUUCAUGCAUGCGCUCUCCUACCCGACCUCGCCUCGCUCCCCGACGGCGAUCAAACAAAGCUUGAAGAAGGCGGCGUCGGACUCUCAGGUGGCCAAAAGGCUCGCGUCGCCCUGGCUAGAGCAGUGUACAGCCAAUGCAGGAUUCUGCUCCUUGAUGAUCCGCUGGCUGCUCUGGAUCAUGAUACUGCUACUGCCAUUGUCCGCCGCUUUCUCCAGGGUCCUCUUGCCGAGGGCCGUACCAUUGUCAUGGUGACUCAUCGAGAUGAUCUUGUUCUCCGUAUUGCCGACCAGGUGAUUGAUCUCGCUGAUGGACAGGCAACAGUGCUCUCAGAGGAGCAGGUGAAGCAAGAGCUUGAGCACCCCUAUCACGAAGGCGAAAAGACGGCGCAUGAUGACACCGAGACGGCCCACGACAUCCGCGCCGAGGAUAUUGUUGUUCUCAAGGACGCACCGGAAGAACCAGCAAAAACAGGAAGCGUAUCUCUCAGCGUAUAUACCGAAUACAUCAAGGCCAGUGGAUGGCAUCUUUGGAUCUUUCUUGGAUUUGCAUACGGCGCAUCUCGAUUCCUCGACAUAUCAAGAGCCCGACUACUUGAGUCUUGGGGCGCGGAUUCUGUUGGAGAUGGCACAAGAAGCUCCUACUGGGGCCUCCCUGAACCAGAUUCCCACCCUGUCCCUUGGCUUCUCGUGCUGGCCGGCCUCUCCGCAGGCCAGAUUCUGACAUAUGCGACCGCCCAGCUCCUCCUCGCUCGAAUCGGCGUCAGGGCAGCUCAGGGCCUAUUCAAGGGUGCCAUUGACAAGGUUAGCCGGGCGACAUUCCGCUAUCACGACACAACGCCGACAGGUCAGCUUAAGAACCGACUCAUCGCCGACAUGGGCAUGGUGGACGGCGGCAUUGUGGCGCCCCUGGAGUCGUUUGUCUUCAACCUGAUUGCCUUGGUCAUGAGCAUGGUGGCCAUUGCCUCUCACCAGCCGCUGCUACUCGCGAUUCUCGCCGUCGUUGCUAUACUUUUUGUCUACUUCUUUAGAACUUACGUCCCCGUGUCGCGAUGCCUCCGCCGCAUGGAGAUGCGAUAUCUCACGCCCAUCAUCGCCAACAUUGGUGUUAUGCAGGACGGUCUCGUCACCAUCCGAGCUUUGCGAGUGGAAAGGCACUUCCAAGACCGCCAUCUCGAUGCAGUCGACGACUUUCAGAAGCAAGACCACUUCUUUUGGAGCAUGGCAUUUUGGCUUGAUUUCCGCCUUAGCCUGAGUUCCGUCGUGACUCGCACCGCGUUGAUUCUGUUCAUGAUUUGGCGGAGGAUGCCGGCCAGCGCCGUUGGUUUCGUGUUGACGCAGACGGUUAUUGCCAUGUCUGCUGUGCAGCAACUCUGCGAGCGGUUCGCCCAGUUGCAGCUUGACGCCGUUUCUCUGGAGCGAGUUAACAUGCUGAACCAGAUCCCGGAGGAGCCCAAAGGCGAGCAAGAUCCCCCUGAAGACUGGCCCAGACCCUGCGACGAUGUCAGAUUUGAGCAGAUGUCCUUCAAGUACGACGAGCAUCUACCGUCUGUACUGGAUAAAGUGUCGUUUGAGAUUCCCGGAGGUUCGACAUGUGCCGUCCUGGGUCGUACCGGAUCUGGAAAGUCGACCAUUGCCAAUGCUCUCCUCAUGACACAGGCACCCUUUGAGGGAACCCUCAAGGUAGGCAGCGUUGAUCUGUCUCAAGUCGAUCGUACGGCGCUACGAAAUCGCAUCACCUUUAUUCAACAGGAUCCGACUCUCUUCCCUGGCACUCUGCGCGAUAACAUCGACCCAGGCGCCGACUUCUCCAACGAGGACUGUUUGAACGCGAUCCACCGCGUUCUCGGGCCAGAAUGGAAUCUCGAAUCGCACAUUGAUGCCGCGGGCAAGAACCUCAGCCAAGGUCAACGGCAGCUUGUAGGCAUUGCCCGCGCGGUGCUUCGUCGAAGCGGGUUGGUCAUUCUGGACGAGGCGACUGCAUCGAUUGACCGUGCUACGGCCGCGACUGUGCAGCGAAUCUUGCGGUCGGAGUUGUCUGAGAGCACGGUGAUUACGAUUGCGCACCGGCUAGAGGCUGUGGAGGAUGCGACGUGGUGUUUGCGGUUGGAUCAUGGGCGGGUUGUUGAGUGUGGACCAGCGAGGGAUUUGGCGCGAGGGGGUGCUGGGGAUGAUGAGUGA
Trichoderma virens Gv29-8 is the source of this 4275-nucleotide messenger RNA. RefSeq lists its product as uncharacterized. The record is from RefSeq and is a predicted model, not a curated record. Bases 1 to 4275 code for a protein of 1424 amino acids. Gene Ontology annotation, biological process: transmembrane transport. Gene Ontology annotation, molecular function: ATP hydrolysis activity; ABC-type peptide transporter activity; ATP binding. Gene Ontology annotation, cellular component: fungal-type vacuole; membrane. The transcript has a single exon. Lineage: Eukaryota; Fungi; Ascomycota; Sordariomycetes; Hypocreales; Hypocreaceae.